Messenger RNA from Echinops telfairi (small Madagascar hedgehog), 1053 nucleotides. RefSeq names its product tetratricopeptide repeat domain 32 (gene TTC32). The record is from RefSeq and is a predicted model, not a curated record. The transcript is spliced from 3 exons. Bases 132 to 578 code for a protein of 148 amino acids. Gene Ontology annotation, molecular function: identical protein binding. Lineage: Eukaryota; Metazoa; Chordata; Mammalia; Afrosoricida; Tenrecidae.
AGCCCGCCCUUCGCGCGCGCUGGUCACGCUCGCCGCCUAAAGUCCGGGCGCGGAAGUGCCCUUGUGGUCCCACCUGCCGUCGCUCUGAAAAGCACCCACAUUCAACCCCGAAAGCGGGACCUGGCCCCGCUAUGGACGGGCAGCGGGGCCUCGGAGGCCAGGCGACCCUCCCGCUCGCCCACGCGCAUUUCGAGAAGGGCGAAUAUGCCGAGGCCGAGGCGCUGUACUCCGCGUACAUCUGCCAGCGCGACCGGCCAGCCUCAGGAAGAGCGGGUCCCGGAAGCAAAUGCUGCCCUGAGGAUUUGGCUACUGCGUAUAACAACAGGGGGCAAAUCAAGUACUUGAGGGUUGAGUUUCACGAAGCCAUGGACGACUACACAUCUGCCAUAGCCGCCCAGCCCAAUUUUGAAGUUCCGUAUUACAACCGAGGGCUGGUACUGUACAGGCUAGGAUAUUUUGAUGAGGCUUUGGAAGAUUUCAAGAAAACAUUACACAUAAAUCCUGGAUUUCAUGAUGCCGUUUUGAGUUUAAAACAAACUCUUCUUGACAAAGAAGAAAAACAAAGAAGAAAUUAUUGAAAAAGUACUGAAAUUUUUAACUUAAUUGAUCCUUAUGCCUGCAUCCAAUUGUUUCAGAUUUAGCAUAGGUAGUAACCUAUUUUGAUUUAUAUGUCAGAUAACAAUAUUCAUACAUUAGCACUGAAAGGUAAAUAAUGUGAGGUAGUUUCAAAUAUAGGAAAUAUUUGCUAACUAGAUAUGCUUUUUAUAAGCAUAUGUGAUGCCAAUGUAUAAUUAUGAAUGACUAUUAAGAAAAUACUUAAAGGAAUGUAUGAUGUAUUCAGUGAAACAUUUAUUUUUGCCAAUUUUUUCUUGUAAACAUUUUACAUUUACAGAAAAAGUGAGAGAAAAAUACAACAAAUGCCUGUAAGCGCUUCACUUACGAAAUUUGAUAGUUGACAUUGUAUCAUACUUGCCUUUCCUUUUGUAAUUUAAAUAUGUAGCUGCUUUUUGCUGAAGUACUUGAAAAUAAAUUAUAGAGAUCUGCAAAGCUUCA